Zasmidium cellare ATCC 36951 is the source of this 430-nucleotide messenger RNA. RefSeq lists its product as uncharacterized. NCBI's taxonomy places the organism in Eukaryota, Fungi, Ascomycota, Dothideomycetes, Mycosphaerellales, Mycosphaerellaceae. The record is from RefSeq and is a predicted model, not a curated record. The annotation marks the transcript as partial. The transcript has a single exon.
AUGCCGUCUGCUAUGGCACACUUCGCACGAAUUGCAAUCCUGCGACGUCGGUGUUUUGGACCUCCGGAGGCCGCGUACAGUAAGGAAGUAAAACAUCAGCAUGAGGGCGGCGCCGAAACUAUUGGGAAGCAGCAGUUUACGCUCUUAUACAGCCGUGCACGUCAAGCUGCAUUUUCGGCACGCAAAAUCCGUGCUGGCUGGUGGAAGGCCGGCGUCUUCCCUUUCAAUUUUAAGAGGGUCCUGCAAGAUAUGCCGAAGCAGGUAGCGGAGACCGAGACUGCCCUAGGCGUACUUAACGUAGAAGCGGACGCGGAUACCAGUGCACAUUCCUUGCGUACACCCACUCCGGCGACGAGUCUGUACGCAUUGCGGCGCCAGCUUGAAGGUCGUGUGGACAGCCUCGACAAGGAUUCGAAAAAUGCAUUCAAAA